AGGUUACUAGAUAUAACCUAGAAGUUGGGUCUUGGGUGUAAUGGUGUUUGAAAUCGCCCAUCCACUCGUUUCUCCUUUGUCCAGUCUUGGCGUUUCAUUGGUAGCUUGCCCUCCUAUCACAAAAUCACUUUCUGAAGUCACCUAUCAGCAAAUUUCCUGAUGUUUUUGUCUUUUUUUAUGAAAACAAGUCAAAAUGGUCCAAACUGCUGCGACUGAAGCUACUCAAGCAUUGAACAGUUUCUGGCCUAAAGUUGCUGAGGAUGUAAAAAUUCUCAACAAUAAUGAUUUCAAGCAACAAGAACUACCACUGGCCAGAAUUAAGAAGAUCAUGAAACUCGAUGAUGAUGUGAAAAUGAUAAGUGCGGAAGCCCCUGUUCUGUUUUCAAAGGCAGCUGAACUUUUCAUCACAGAAUUGACAUUGCGUGCUUGGAUUCAUACAGAAGAUAACAAAAGAAGAACACUGCAGAGAAAUGACAUUGCCAUGGCUAUUUCCAAAUAUGAUCAGUUUGAUUUUCUAAUUGACAUUGUUCCUAGAGAUGAAUUAAAACCUCAAAAAGCACGUGAAGAAACUCCUUCAAGGCCUGCAUCUAAUAUUCCAGAUCAGGUUCAAUACUAUCUUCAACUUGCCCAACAAAAUCAACAAGCACUUCAGCAAGCUACUCAGCAGCCUCAACCUGCAUCAUUAGGUGGUUCUGCUAUUGGUAGCCAACAACAGACUAUUCAAAUUGUUCAAGGUGGAGGGCAAAUUCAAACCAUUAGUGUCAUGCCAGCAACUCAAUUGGUACAAGCAACACCACAAGCAGCAGCUGCUGCAAAUCCCAUAUCCAUUACAAAUUCUCCCAAUGCAACACAACAGCCAGCUACUCAAUUAGCACUUCAAGGAUUAAAUCUCCAGCAACAUCAGCAACAACAGCAGCAGCAACAACAACAGCAGCAGCAGCAGCAGCAGCAAACACAACAACAACAACUUGGAGGAAUUCAAAUUGUUCAGCAGAUUGUUGGUCCCAAUGGAGAGAUCCAACAAAUUCCGCUUCAACUCUCCGCACAACAACUUCAAAUGAUUCGGAUGCAACUGGGGGCUGCAGGAAAUGGACAGCAAAUUGUUCUUCAAACUUCUGCACCUCAGCAGGGUCAACAAGAGUAGUAUAAUUAUCGGAAAUGUUUUGGAACACUGCUUUUAUAAAGUUCAAUUCCUGAAUUACUGUGUACAAAUUAAAUGGAUUGAGCGUGUGAACGUGCUAGAAUUGGGGAAUACAGAAAACUUGAUCGUC
This is a messenger RNA of Daphnia pulicaria, 1271 nucleotides long. Its product is annotated as nuclear transcription factor Y subunit gamma-like. The transcript is spliced from 5 exons. Lineage: Eukaryota; Metazoa; Arthropoda; Branchiopoda; Diplostraca; Daphniidae. Gene Ontology annotation, molecular function: DNA binding; DNA-binding transcription activator activity, RNA polymerase II-specific; protein heterodimerization activity. Bases 194 to 1144 code for a protein of 316 amino acids. Gene Ontology annotation, biological process: regulation of DNA-templated transcription. The record is from RefSeq and is a predicted model, not a curated record. Gene Ontology annotation, cellular component: CCAAT-binding factor complex; nucleus.